GUUUAAUUAGGGAAAUAUUCUGGAAUCAAACAGCGAUAUUACAAAAACGAGCAUGCGAUAAGUACCCGAAGACUGUAAACUUGCGUAUAAAUGGCCUUUUAUUGAUGGUUAGGUGUACAUGGGCUGUGCUUGUGUUUAUUAUAAUUUGGACAGGGUGUGACUAGCAUGUUUUCAAGUUUGGGAAUUCACUUGAGACACUCCACUCGAGACCACCGUUAUGAAAUGCGCAAAGUGUGAGAGGCUGUGCAGCAUCGAGGACUGUAUUGCGGGGGUUGGGACUUACUCGCGGCACGGCUACAUCUUGGCUUCCCUCGCUGGCUACGUGCUGAAGAAAAAUGAGGGAGAAGAGCUGCCAGUGAUCUCUGUUGUGAGAGAGACAGAAGCUCAGCUCCUGCCUGAUGUUGGUGCCAUAGUAACUUGCAAGGUGACCAGUAUAAACCCAAGGUUUGCUAAGGUUCACAUCCUUUAUGUGGGGUCAACCCCCCUAAAGGACAAAUUCAGAGGAACGAUAAGAAAAGAAGAUGUCCGAGCAACAGAAAAAGAUAAGGUGGAGAUCUACAAAAGUUUCAGACCUGGAGACAUUGUUCUAGCAAAAGUGAUCUCCCUGGGUGACGUACAGUCCAAUUACCUCCUGACGACAGCAGAGAAUGAGCUGGGGGUAGUGGUGGCGCACAGUGAGGCAGGGGCACAGAUGGUGCCCAUCAGCUGGUGUGAGAUGCAGUGCCCCAGAACUCAUGCCAAGGAGUUCCGGAAGGUGGCGAGAGUGCAGCCAGAGUACCUUCAGGCAUGAAGUCACAGAUGAACUCUCCUGAGACAGUAUCCCAACAGAGAACCUGGAGCACACAGCCUCCCAAGAGACACCUUCAUUAUUUACUCAUUGGAAAACUGAACGGAAAAUAAAUGUAUCUUCAGAACAUGUCACAUGAACUGGAGAGGGCAUUGUUUUUGAAGUCUGAAGGUACCCUGUUCCUCCCAGUCAAGGACACUUAAACAUUAAGAAGAACUUGAUUACAGCGUAUUUUACAGUAGAUUCAAAUACAAGUUUUAUGUUGAUGGAUUUAAAUGCUCCAUGUGAAAAAAGACCCAAUUUAAUAAAAGAGUAAACUAUUUUAUAACAGAC
Molecule: messenger RNA, 1120 nt
Organism: Acipenser ruthenus (sterlet)
Lineage: Eukaryota; Metazoa; Chordata; Actinopteri; Acipenseriformes; Acipenseridae
Gene: exosc1
Product: exosome component 1
Exons: 8
Coding region: 218-790 (190 amino acids)
Biological process (GO): RNA processing
Cellular component (GO): cytoplasm; nuclear exosome (RNase complex)
Molecular function (GO): RNA binding
Source: RefSeq, a predicted model, not a curated record